This is a messenger RNA of Pantherophis guttatus, 3358 nucleotides long. Its product is annotated as neurotrypsin-like. Gene Ontology annotation, molecular function: serine-type endopeptidase activity. Lineage: Eukaryota; Metazoa; Chordata; Lepidosauria; Squamata; Colubridae. Gene Ontology annotation, cellular component: membrane. The record is from RefSeq and is a predicted model, not a curated record. Gene Ontology annotation, biological process: proteolysis.
UUCAUGGCUAUAAAUCUUUUUUUUUAAUUCUGUAAUUAAAAGAAUUACAGAAUUCUUUUUCUGUUACUUUGUUUCUACAUUUGAUAAGAACUAUCUUGAGGGAGAUUUUUUCUCUUAGGCAACCAGGAUAUCUCAAGUCUCUUGUCCAUAUUGAGGACUUUUAUAAAAGCUGGAUGAAGCCCAAAACAUUUGUUUUGCAAUGAAGUCCAUAUCAGCAAGAUGACCACUGAAAAACCCACUCCUAAUCCAGUUUGGAAGGCAGAGAUCUGUGAGAAUUGGGCAUAUACAAUGCUCAAGGAAAAGCCUCUUUGAGCUAAAACGCUGAAUAGGUACAAAAAAAAGUGCAAAAGUAGCUGGAAAAUAAUUUUGCUUUAUUUAGUCGUUCAAAGCAAAGCAGACUCAGGAGAUCUCAGUUCCACUCUACCAUUUUUUGCUGGAGGAGGAAAAGCUAAAGCGACUAAGACAAGUACGCCUUUAAUGGGGCUGCUGUGAGUUUUGUUCCUUGCAUGAAAAUGACAGGAACCUCUGAGCCCCUAUGAAAGCGAAGGGAGGGGAAUAGCGGCACAGGAGGCCAAUGAUAAAUUCAGCCAGAGACAGUAACGUAAAGCACCAGCAUGAAGAAUCAGCUCUUGGCUGGCGGAAGGAUGGUGCUCCCCCAAGUGUUCCUCUCACUGCUGUGGCUUGGAUCUGGGCAGUCUGUCUUAGGAUCGCAGCCCAAUCAGAAUCAAUUGCAGAAUGCAGGAUUUGCUCUCUGUGAUAUGCAGCCUUCUGGAUACUAUAAUGGAAGCCUCACCACAACCCUCUCUGGGUCAGUUUGCUUAAACUGGUCAGACUUCCCUGAUUAUAUUCAGCAGUAUCCAAAUCGGGGACUAGGAAACCACAACUACUGCAGGAAUCCAGAUGGGGGACCCAACCCUUGGUGCUUCUAUCAACUCAUUUCAGGAGCAACUGGCUGGGCAAAUUGUGACUGUAGCCAGGAUUCAGUGCGACUUACGGAAAGUGGCAGGGUGGAAAUAUACUACAAAGGGCUGUGGGGGAUGAUCUGUGAUGAUGAGUGGACUGACUUGGAUGCCAGUGUGGUAUGCCAACAACUGGGGCUCAGUGAAACUGGCACAGCCCUAAGACAGCGUCCUUCCAGUUCGGAGCUGUUACCCUUACAUCUUCAGUCUGCAAACUGUCGUGGUGAUGAGAAGAUGCUGUCCCAGUGCAAUUACCAGGAAAUAUUCAGAGCUUGUAUCCAGGGAACUGCAGGGACCACUUGUGGAUCAUCUCAAGCUGUAGGAUCUCCACUUCGCCUGGUAGGAGGCACAAAAAGCUUUGAGGGUCGAGUAGAAAUUUACCAUGAUGGCCAUUGGGGCACCAUCUGUGAUGAUCGGUGGGAUGACAAGGAUGCUGAAGUGGUUUGCAGACACUUGGAUCUCAGUGGAUUCUCAAGAGCCGUGUCUUGGGCUCACUUUGGGAAGGGCUCAGGCUCAAUCCUGCUGGAUGAAGUGGAGUGCUCAGGCAAUGAGCUUUCACUGGACCAGUGCAAGAAGAGUGAUUGGGGGAAACACAACUGUGACCAUAUUGAAGAUGCUGGGGUUAUUUGUGACCCCUUCGUAGCAGAAGGAACAAUCCGAUUGACAGGAGGCCUCCAUCCAAGUGAAGGAAGGGUAGAGAUCUACCACAAUGGAAGAUGGGGAUGUAUUUGUGAUGAUGGCUGGAAGACAGGAAUCAAUGCUCAGGUUGCUUGCAGACAGUUGGGCUUCAAUGGUCCUGCCAGGCUGGCAUCAAAGGAUGAAUUUGCGCCAGGCCAAGGUUUCAUCUUGCUGGACGAUGUGGCUUGCAUAGGCACAGAAUCAUCUCUGAUGGACUGUCCCCAUAGUAACUGGGGUCAACAUGAUUGCUCACACGAAGAAGAUGUGGGAAUAUACUGUUCCGUGGUUGGCAACAGAAUCACUGAAGAUAAAACUGGCAACUUCUCCAGCCCCGGCCGAUGGCAAGGGCUUCUGGUGCGGCUGGUGGAUGGGGACCAAGCCAAUGAAGGCCACGUGGAGCUUUUUCUGAAUGGAGAGUGGGGCAGAAUUUGUGCUGAAGGCUGGACAGAGAGAGCUGCAGCUGUGGUUUGCAGGCAGCUGGGCUACAGUGGUACUGCAGUCGCCAUCCAUAGGCCUUAUUCAGAUGCAUGGCAUGGACCCAUCCACCUGGACAAUGUGGAAUGCUCUGGCACUGAGCAUACCUUGGCAGAGUGCAUCAUCCAUCAAAGUGGUCAACACAACUGCAGGCAGAAGAAAAGUGCACGUGUGAUAUGUGACUACAUGAGAAAAGAGAGACAAUUUAUAAGGAACGAUGGUUCCAAUAUUGGCCUGUGUGGUCUUCGUUUGACUCAGCACCGCAACAAAAGAAUAAUUGGUGGAAACAAAUCCUCCAGGGGAAGUUGGCCAUGGCAGGUCUCCUUGCGUCUGAAGGGGAUUCACAAAGAUGCUCGUUUGUUGUGCGGUGCAACACUUAUCAGCAGUUGCUGGGUAAUGACAGCAGCACAUUGCUUCAAAAGAUUUGGGGUAGACGUUCGUCGCUACCUUCUGCGGGUGGGAGACCACCAUACCGCUGUGAGAGAUGAGUCGGAGAGAGAGUUGCCGGUGGAGAAGAUCCUCCUUCAUAGAAAUUAUCGGUCGAGCAGUAAUGAUAAUGACAUUGCUCUGGUCAGGAUGUGGGGCAAAGGGGACAACUGUCUCUCCUUCAGCCCCCGUGUCUUUCCCGUCUGCCUCCCCGCUGGGAAGCAGAAAGCUGCAAUGGACCGAAAGUCUUGCGUCAUAUCAGGCUGGGGAGAUACAGGAAGGUCAUACUCAAGGAUGUUACUCCAGGGAACCGUGCCUCUUCUCCCAAGAAAAGUUUGCAAAUCUCGUUAUGGAAAGAAAUUUACUAAUCGAAUGCUCUGUGCUGGAAACCUUUCUGCUGGCAAUCGGGUAGACAGCUGUCAAGGGGACAGUGGAGGACCAUUGGUGUGUCAAAGACCAAAUACACAAUGGGUAAUUCUAGGAAUUACUUCCUGGGGAUAUGGGUGUGGGCAAAAGGAUUCUCCUGGUGUUUAUACAAAGGUCAGCAAAUUUGUGCCUUGGAUCAAGAAAGUGACCAAAAUAAUAUGAGAACCGUCAACCCAAAGAUGGAUUCAUGGUGCUUUAUGAAGUGGGACUUAAAAUGCAAGGAGCCAUAGCUUUAAUCUUUAAUCUUUAAUUAUGCCAGUACUGGAUAGCUUUUCCAAGUUUAGCCAUAAAUUCUACGGACAAAAAUGCCACAGAAAUGACUGUAAACUCUGCUAUGAUUCCAUUUCUGAAUAUAUAAUAUUGCUGGAAGUAAAUUUUCUUAAAAUCUGUACAAA